AUGUCGGACCCUUUAUCGGCUCGAAUUGCUGAACUCUUUAGCCAGUUGCAUUCCUUGACAAAUGAGUUUGUAUCGGCCGAUGUCGAAUCGUCCCAAUUGGAUGCAACGUCUCGUUCAGUACUUCAAAAGCUAUACAGCCUUCUAGGCAUUGAGCUGGGAAGCGUUGCAUUGUCAAAUAUCGACAUUGCUAAACUAUUGGAGAUUUCUGAUACUGUGGCUAAUGAACAAGGAUUCUUACAAAAUGACACUGUCACGUCCCUCGUAAACUAUUACCUGCUUCUUUUGGUUUACAGCCAUUUAUCUCGGACAUUUAUUUCACGGACACUAGAUUCGCUGAAUCAAUUGAGUUAUUGGGACGGACUCCAUUAUUCCACAUCCAGUAAAAUGUUGUAUUUUUUGCAAACUUCUCCAGCACGACUCAUGACUACUUGGUCGACUUUUGACCCCAAACCUUUGCGUGUGGAAACACAGGCUCGUUCUUCUGUGGAGGAAGACAAUAGUGUUUACCAUGCCUACGAAGAGAUGAGAGAUUUUGUUCUCAAAGCCGUUAACAGUAUAAAAGCGGCAAUCCACAAGGUAUCGCCUUCUAUGAUGCUUGAGAAGCAACUGGGACCUAUAAACAUGAUUUCAGCUGUCUACCACAUUCCAUACAGCGUAGCGGCUAAGGAUGUUAGAAGGAACCGUCGUGAUAUUCGUCAUCGUAUGGAUCGUUACGCACGAACCAUAGGCGAGUUGUUGAAUACAGUUCCACAAGAAAAUCCCCAGUCAAUCACAGAGAUCAAUAUUGACAAGUUACUUGGAGCCGCCGAGUCGAUAUUGGAUAUCACCAAAAAAGACGAAAGUGCCUCAAAACGAAUUAAUAAUGUACUUCGUCAAUUGGUUGAAUUCGAGAAAGAAAGCGACACCAAGAACACAGCACCUCCCGGAUUCUACACUCGUUGGUGGCCCGGGUUGGCAUUGGCUAUCAACUUUGGACCAGCAGCUGCUUUCAAAGCGUACCAUAACUGGCGGGACAUCUUACAGUGGUUUCAGCUCAAUUUUGUGGAAACAGUGGUUGGGUUCUGGAACAACUGGGUGAUCAAACCUAUUUCCAAUAUGAUGAGUGUAUUGCGCCAUGAUGACGGAAGCGACCUUAGUAUCACCACAAAAGAGUCGUUACAAUCUGACCUUGAUCUGUUGGAAAGAAUGGUGGUCGACUAUGUGGUGGACUACGAAAAGAAAGACGGAGCUCAGGUUCAGCAAGAAAUUCAUCAUGCCAUCACCAAUGGAAAUCUCACCAUGUUAAUGCUGAGAUACGAGCAAGAUUUACGCAGUCCAUUCAAAGCGGUGAUCAAAGGAUCGUUAGUACGGGCUCUCCUCAUCCAGAUCCAGAAAACCAAGGUUGAUGGCGCCGUUGCUAUUAGUGGCAUUGACAAGCUUCUCAAAUCGCAGCAAUUGGUGUUCGGAGUGGUAUCGAUUUCUCCGUCGUUGGUGAUCUUGUAUCAAGCUUACCAAGCCUUGAGGAGAAUGCGUAGCCGUCCAGUGAGACUUCAUGGCAAGCAGGUGAACAUACUCUGUCUCAAGCUGUUAAACAGUAUCGAAAAAUGGUUGCGAUCCACCAAGGACUCCGAGCUCAUCAACGGCCAUGUCUUUCUCGAAGUAAUUAGACUUCUUCUGUGGACAGACAAUGUUAUCCCUCACCAGCUACAAGAAGAGUGGAGAAGAGACCUACACGAACUCGCCCUGGGCGGGGGAAGAGAUACUAUGGACAGGGUAUGGCGGAUGUACGAGCCCUACUUUCGCUAG
This is a messenger RNA of Meyerozyma guilliermondii ATCC 6260, 1785 nucleotides long. RefSeq lists its product as uncharacterized. Lineage: Eukaryota; Fungi; Ascomycota; Pichiomycetes; Serinales; Debaryomycetaceae. The transcript has a single exon. The coding region runs from base 1 to 1785 and encodes 594 amino acids. Gene Ontology annotation, cellular component: mitochondrial outer membrane. The record is from RefSeq and is a predicted model, not a curated record.